Crotalus tigris (Tiger rattlesnake) is the source of this 1818-nucleotide messenger RNA. Its product is annotated as interstitial collagenase-like. The transcript has 10 exons. NCBI's taxonomy places the organism in Eukaryota, Metazoa, Chordata, Lepidosauria, Squamata, Viperidae. The record is from RefSeq and is a predicted model, not a curated record. Gene Ontology annotation, biological process: extracellular matrix organization; collagen catabolic process; proteolysis. Bases 211 to 1620 code for a protein of 469 amino acids. Gene Ontology annotation, molecular function: zinc ion binding; metalloendopeptidase activity. Gene Ontology annotation, cellular component: extracellular matrix.
AACUUUUGCUUUUUUUUAAUUAACACAAGGAGUUGUGAAAAUGUUAUUGCUCAAGGAUGAGUCCUUCGCUGGGUUGCCAAUCAGAGGAUAAUGAGUCAGAGCAGAGAUAAGUUUUCAACUUCUAUAUAAACUGAGGAUGGUUGAAACCCAGAAACAUUCAAAGGGAAUAAAUAUUUUAUAGAACUGGAAGUAUCUACAGUGAUUUUAACUAUGACAGGUCUCUCCGUUUGGGUGUUCCUGCUUCUCACCUGCAACUUUUCUGCUUUGGCCAUUCCAGUGAAUUCACCAAUCAGUAAUGCUGACAUGAAUUUAAUGAAGAAAUACUUAAAAAACUUCUACCAAUCCAACGAUGAGAGAAACCCUAAGAUCCGUAUGGAUGAAAAUGAAAUAUUGACUAAAAAUCUCAAAAAAAUGCAAGAAUUUUUUGGCCUGAAUGUGACUGGAAAGGCUGACCUGAAAACUUUGGCAGUGAUGAAGAAGCCUAGGUGUGGCGUACCUGACUUGGGGUCAUUUGUUCUUACAGAAGGCAAUCCUAAAUGGGAAAAAAACAGUAUUACCUACAGGAUUGUAAGCUACACUUCAGAUAUGCAUCCAUCUCAUACAGAUGAAGCCAUCAGAAAAGCAUUUGAAGUCUGGAGCAAUGUGUCACCUUUGACUUUCACAAGAAUCUAUGAUGGUGAAGCAGAUAUCAUGAUUUCUUUCCACACCAGAGACCAUGGUGAUAAUUCUCCUUUUGAUGGUCCCGAUGGAAUCCUGGCACAUGCUUUUCAACCAGGAAAAAAUAUUGGGGGAGAUGCUCAUUUUGAUGAAGAAGAAUUUUGGACAAAAGAUGGCCCAAGAGGCCGCAACCUGUUUCUUGUUGCUGCUCAUGAGUUUGGCCAUUCGUUGGGUCUGUCUCAUUCCAUGGAUGUUGGGGCCUUGAUGUAUCCUACCUACUCCUACACAGCGCCAGAAUUAUUUCGUCUUCCGCAGGAUGAUAUCAAUGGCAUUCAAGCAAUCUAUGGAAAAACAGACAGCCCAAUACAGCCAACAGGACCCUCUACACCAGACGUGUGUUCUGCUAAGACUACUUUUGAUGCUGUUACCACCAUGCGUGGAGAAUAUUUGUUUUUUAAAGACAGGCAUUUCUGGCGUAAACAUCCUCAGGUGUCCUAUGUGGAUCUGUAUUUCAUUUCUCUUUUCUGGCCAACUCUACCUUCCAAUAUCGACGCUGCUUAUGAGAACUUUGUGCAAGAUAACAUAUUCCUUUUUAAAGGAAACAGAUAUUGGGUUCUAAGUGGAUAUGAUGUAAUUGCCCAGGCUCAAAGCAUUUACAGAUUGGGAUUACCAAGAAAUGUGAAGAAAAUUGAUGCUGUAUUCAGUGAUCCAGAAGCUGGAAAGACCUAUUUUUUCAUUGGGAAUAAGUAUUGGAGAUACAAUGAAAUGGAAAAAAGCAUGGAAAAAGGAUACCCCAGAAAUAUAGCCCAAGAUUUUAAAGGGAUUAAACCCAGAAUUGAUGCUGCUUUGUACAACAAUGGAUAUAUCUAUUUUUUCCGAGGAACAAAAGUGUUUCAGUUUGACCCUAAAGACCAAAGAAUUGUUCGGCCUAUUCGAAGAAGCAAUUCUUGGCUGAAUUGUUAAAUCAUUUAAUCAACGCUACCUAUUGGUUAUAACUAAUUCUGACAACACAGAAUUCAACAAGCUUAACUGAGAAUGCAGUAAUAACCUGUGGUUUUGUUUUUCAUGUAAAUGUAAAGCAAGUUUAAGCUGAUUAACUGUAUUAAAUUCUAAUACGUAGAUAUAAUAUAUUCUACUCUCCGAUAAACUAUUUAUUGUGAA